This is a messenger RNA of Lingula anatina, 304 nucleotides long. RefSeq names its product regulator of G protein signaling 12. NCBI's taxonomy places the organism in Eukaryota, Metazoa, Brachiopoda, Lingulata, Lingulida, Lingulidae. The record is from RefSeq and is a predicted model, not a curated record. Gene Ontology annotation, biological process: signal transduction; regulation of G protein-coupled receptor signaling pathway. Gene Ontology annotation, cellular component: nucleus; plasma membrane; cytoplasm. Gene Ontology annotation, molecular function: GTPase activator activity; protein binding.
UAAAUGUGUUUUGCUGAUUUAGAUGAAGGUCCGUGCUCAAGAAAUCUUCAGCUGCCACCUAGCCACAGGUGCUACAGAGCCGGUGAAUAUUGACAGUGUUGCAAGGAAAAGAGCAGCAGAGUGCCUAGAAAACCCUGUCCCGGACAUGUUUGACAUGUCACAGCAGCAGAUCUUCAGAUUAAUGAAGACUGAUAGUUAUGUUCGUUUCCUGAAGUCUGACAUGUACAAAGAAUGUGUGGUAGCUGAGAUGGAGGGACGGCACUUACCAUAUCAACCUGAAGACAGCGAUGAGGAUAAAAGAAAG